Messenger RNA from Emiliania huxleyi CCMP1516, 766 nucleotides. RefSeq lists its product as hypothetical. The transcript has a single exon. The record is from RefSeq and is a predicted model, not a curated record. The coding region runs from base 361 to 549 and encodes 62 amino acids. Lineage: Eukaryota; Haptophyta; Isochrysidales; Noelaerhabdaceae.
CUCGCCUCGGCAGAGCUGACUGCGCGCGGGGCGCCACAAGGCACGUGGCACGCGCUGCGGCUGCUUCUGGGCUCGGUGGAGGAGGCGAGAUACAGCCGAGAUACAGCCGAGAUACAGCCGAGAUACAGCCGAGAUACAGCCGAGAUCUGGCACGCGCUGCGGCUGCUUCUGGGCUCGGUGGAGGACGCGGCCCAGCGCCGCUCGCCCCGGCUGCGCGCGUGGAGUUUCCUGCGGAGCGUGCCCCGAACUUGCCCGCAGGUGUCCGGCGACCUCGCCCGGCUGCGCGGCGCCGUCUCGCUCGAGACGGAGGCGCGCUGCUGGGCGGCGCUCCGCUCGUACUGCAAGGCGGCGCGCGCGGCGAUGGGGGGCGCGCGCAAGGCGGACCUCGCCGAGGCGCGUUCCACCGCUUGCCCGCCGCGGCGCGCGCUAGCGCUGCAGCUACGCGCGGAGAAGAAGCGGCUCCUCUCCGAGCUCGAGGCGGCGCUCGUGGCAGUCGAGAGCCGCUCGCGCAAGGCGGGCAAGCCGCUGUCGACUGUGGCGAUGCCUUGAGGCAGCGGCUGCCAGGCGGAGUCGUACGACGAUCUCUUCUAGCGUCCAGUGCAGGUAAUACCCGAAAGGAUACCUCGGAAAAUCCGGCAAAUGCCAACCCGGUAAACUCCGAAAUAUCCUGUGUUGUGCGACGGUGUAUCAGUCGCCUUAUGUGCCACAAUUGCAUAUCCGCAAUCCGACACGCGGGAUAUUGCAACGGUGGCAUUUAAGGCGACUG